This is a messenger RNA of Oryzias latipes (Japanese medaka), 4820 nucleotides long. The record is from RefSeq and is a predicted model, not a curated record. NCBI's taxonomy places the organism in Eukaryota, Metazoa, Chordata, Actinopteri, Beloniformes, Adrianichthyidae.
CCUCCUCCUCCUCAGCCCUCCCUUCCCACGCCCCAGUGCGCCCGUGGGAUAGUGGCACUAUAAAGUAUAUCCUCUCUCGGAGAAAGAUAAGAAGCCCGAGACAGGAGGGGGAUGAAGAUGGCGGACGCCAAGCAGAAAAGGAAUGAACAGCUAAAGCGAUGGAUGGGCUCGGAAACGGACCAGGAGCCUCCUGUUUUCAAAAAGAAGAAGACGAAGGUGAAGUUCGAUGAUGGCGCCGUGUUUCUGGCCGCCUGCUCAAGCGGCGAUACAGAGGAGGUGCUCCGUAUGCUGGACCGGGGUGCUGACAUCAACUAUGCCAAUGUGGACGGCCUCACAGCGCUCCACCAGGCAUGCAUCGACGACAACGUGGACAUGGUGACUUUCUUGGUGGAGCAUGGAGCCAGCGUCAACCAGCCGGACAACGAGGGCUGGAUCCCCCUCCACGCCGCAGCGUCCUGUGGAUACUUGGAUAUCGCAGAGUACCUCAUCAGCCAGGGUGCCAGUGUUGGAGUUGUGAACAGCGAGGGGGAGACGCCUCUGGACAUCGCAGAGGAGGAGGCCAUGGGGGAGCUUCUGAAAAACGAAAUCAACAGACAAGGGGUGGACAUUGAAGCGGCCCGAAAGGAGGAAGAGCGGAUCAUGCUGAGGGACGCCCGGCAGUGGCUCAACAGCGGUCAGAUCCAGGACGUCCGGCACGCAAAGUCGGGAGGCACGGCGCUUCAUGUAGCAGCUGCCAAAGGUUACGUGGAAGUUUUAAAGCUUUUAAUCCAAGCAGGGUAUGAUGUAAAUAUUAAGGACUACGACGGCUGGACUCCCCUGCAUGCAGCAGCACACUGGGGUAAAGACGAGGCCUGCAGGAUUCUGGUGGAGAAUCUGUGCGACAUGGACGUGGUUAAUAAAAUGGGCCAAACUGCUUUUGAUGUGGCAGAUGAAGAUAUUCUGGGAUACUUGGAAGAACUACAAAAGAAGCAGACUCUUCUGAUGAGCGAGAAGAAAGACGUGAAGAAAUCUCCUUUGAUUGAAACGACCACAACAGGGGACAACAACCAAUCGCUGAAACCACUAAAGAGCAAGGAAACGCUGCUGCUGGAGCCGGAGAAAAGCGCUCCGUGCAUCGAGACCCUGGAGCCGGAGAAAGUGGACGAGGAGGAAGAGGGGAAGAAGGACGAAUCGAGCUGCUCCAGUGAAGAGGAGGAGGAUGAAGAUUCAGAGUCCGAGACAGAGCCAGAGAAGAACAAGCCGUCAGCGGUGGUGAGCAACAGCACGGCGCCCACGUCCGCCAGCAUCACCGUGUCCUCGCCAUCGAGUCCCACCAACCAGGUGACGACUCCCACUUCGCCCGCCAAGAAGUUUGAUUAUAUCCCCCCCCUCAUGCCUGUGGCGGAGCCAGGCUGUCCUGCAUUGUGGCGUCAAGGUUUGCGCAAAACUGGCAUUUCUCUUGUGCCCAAAAAACCCAUGGUCGUCCAGCCUGCUGUUAAAGUCUCAAGUAAAGUGGAGGAGGACAAGAAGGACGAGUCUCCGGCGUCGUGGCGUUUGGGUCUGAGGAAGACGGGCAGCUACGGGGCGCUGGCGGAGAUCACGGCCACCAAAGAGGCUCAGAGGGAGAAGGACACGGCGGGGGUGAUGCGCUCGGCCUCCAGCCCCCGACUCUCCUCGUCCCUGGACAAUAAGGAGAAAGAGAAGGAAAAGGACAAAGGAACCCGUCUGGCAUACGUGGCUCCCACAAUCCCCAGGAGGCUGGCCAGUACUUCAGACAUAGACGAGAAGGAGAACAGGGACUCCACCCCCUUGAUCCGCAGCGGCUCUUACACCCGGCGGCGCUGGGACGACGACCUGAAGAACAGCGAAGGGAGCUCCUCCAUCAACCGAACCUCCAGCUACAAGCGCAGCACGUCCCAUACGCUAGCGCUCGGGCGGAGCGGCAGCACGCGGGACGUGCCGGCCAAGUCUUCGUCCACCUCCAGCUUGGACCCUAACACCUAUAGUACUAAACCCUGGCAGCCACCCACCACCCACUACCAGUCUUACAACGUUUACCGCAGUGGCUCUUUCGACAGAAGACAUGUGGACUUGAGCUCCUCAACCACCUCGUCUUCCUCCACAAGCACCGCCACCACUGCCGCCGCCACCACCACCACCACCUCCUCCUCCUCCUCUUCAUCAGUUACCUCACCCACAGGCCACCGCAGCCUGUUGUUCAGCCUGGGCUCCUCCUCCACUCGAACUGGCUCCAGCAGUCUCACCAGCAGGUACUGGUCAGAGGAGAGUGCAGAGAGGGAAAAGGAGAAGGAGUCUGCUGCAAUCAUCCCCACAAUAAACACUGGCUCCACCACCACAUCCACCACUACCAGCACGGCCACUUCCACCACCACUGGUACCGGCAUCGGCUCUGAAAAGCGCAGGUCCUAUCUGACUCCGGUGCGAGACGAGGAGUCCGAGUCUCAGAGGAAAGCUCGAUCCAGACAAGCGCGCCAGUCCAGGAGGUCCACCCAGGGCGUGACUCUGACGGACCUGCAGGAGGCUGAGAAAACCAUCGGCAGGAGUCGUCCCCCAAAGACCUGGGAGGAGGAGAAAGAAGAGAAAGAGAAGCAGGACAAGGAGAAACAAGAGGAGAAGAAGGAGACUGAAACCAAGGAGGACGAUUACCGGUCCAAAUACCGCAGCUUUGAAGAGCGUUACCGACCUUCAUCCUCGCUGGCCUCCGCCGUUUCCUCGGUAACCACUGCCUCCUCCACCUCCUCCUCGAGCCCGCUGUCCUCCAGUUCCGGCUCCCUCUUCAGGCCCAACAGUCUGUCGGGGAUCACCUCGUCCUACAGCCGUUCCUCCAGGGAGGCAGAGAAAGAAAUGGACAAAAAGGAGGACGAGAAGGACGGCGAGGACAAGUCUCAACCUCGCUCCAUACGGGAUCGCAGGCGGCCCCGUGAGAAACGGCGCUCCACCGGAGUGUCCUUCUGGACUCAAGACGGCGAUGAGAACGACCCGGACCAGCAGUCGGACUUGGAGGAGAGCAGCUUGAAGGGAGAGCUGCAGAGCGACAGACUGUCCAGGAAUGAGAGCACUUCAUCUUUAGAUCGCAACGACACUCUUCUGAGCCGCAGCUAUGGAGAAAGUCGAAGGCCGUACUCCAGCCGACUGGACAGAGACGACAGCACCGACUACAAGAAGCUCUACGAGCAGAUCUUAGCCGAGAACGAGAAGCUGAAAGCUCAGCUACGCGACACAGACCUGGAGCUGAAAGACUUGAAGCUACAACUCGAGAAAGCCACACAGAGGCAGGAGCGCUACGCCGACCGAUCCCAGCUGGAGAUGGAGAAAAGGGAAAGACGAGCUCUAGAAAGGAAGAUUUCUGAGAUGGAGGAGGAGCUUAAGAACCUCCCCCAGAUGCUCCCAGACUUGAAAGCGGACAACCAGAGACUAAAGGACGAGAACGGAGCGCUCAUUCGAGUCAUUAGCAAGCUUUCCAAGUAGAUCCGAACGCCCCACCCACCCAGCCACCCGCUCCUGCUAGCCUGCCCCCCCUCCGGCAUCGACUAAUGGAAUUGCACACUUAGAUAGAAUUGCAGCAGACAUCAGAGAUGACACUUGUCCCCAUCUGUGCUCCUCCGUUGUCCAUCCUGCUGUCUCCAUCAAACCACAGUUUACAGAGCAAAGAAAUAAAUACAAAGUCCUCGGUCAGCAUGUGAGAGCCUGGGGGGGCGGGGAAGCCGAACUAUUUAACCAGUAAGCCUUAGUUGUACAUAGAGGAAAAAAAAAGUCACUUGCAUCCCGUCGGCUAUCACCCGAAGAACAAAUAUUAUCGCGUCCCCCCUCCUGGUUUUAUUUGUGCCACACUUCCUGUUUCCUCUCUCUCUGCUGUGCUGCCCCCCCCCCCUAUUUAUCCCGUUGUUGUUUUUGUUUUUUUCCGCUCCGCCACACUCGCACGCAGCCCCGCCCCCUGGUUCUUUUCCCGCAAACGGGAGUCUGGCUUUAGCGGAAGGAGGCGGUCCUAGUGGAAUUUAAGCUUUCACCGUAUGUGCAAUAUGCAUUUUUUUUUUUUUAAUGCUUUAAAGAGUCCAUCAUGAGUAGGAUUUUUCACAUCCACCGCUGCCAUCGCUCAAUCUCCCUCCCUUUUUUGUUUCUUUUUACAUUUGUAGUCGGUUUAUACUCACUUUGUUUUAGCAGGUACUGAGUGAUGCUGUAUAUACCUGUAUGUAUUUGUUUGAGACCCGCACAUGGCAUGCGUUGAUGGUUCCCGUCUGUUACUAGCAAAAACAAAUUUCAAAGGAACAAAUUAAAAAAAGAAAAGAAAAAAAAAGUGUGUUUUAAAAUAUUUUUCUUUUAUAGCCUGAAGACAUGGGAGGAGGUUGGAUUAUCGGGCCUCUCCUCUGUGUCGAGGUCUUUUUUUUUUCCCCCCGAUUAAGUGUUUAAAAACAAAAAAACACGUUUUGUGGCUUCACCACAUCUCACCAUUCGGUGCUGCCGCUUUUUGUUCCCAAACUUUUAAAAGCUGUAGUGUUCUAGCCAAAGUGUCAUCACCUAAACGGAGAAAUCAAUUCGGGACGGCUAAACUGCACCGUCGCUGGGGGAGCAGCGCCCCCAUUCAUGCAUCUUGACGCAUUUCAGUGGCCUUUUUUAAGGAUGUUUUAGUAAAAGAAGUCUCUGCUGAUGGACCAACAGCCAUCCAUUGUUUUUUUUUUUGUUUUCUUUUCUUUUCUUUAUUUUAUUUUAUUUUUCUCCCCCUCAUCUUGUAAAAUAGGUGUGUGGCUUAAUACAUGCAAGCUGUGCUGUGACUACAACCACUGAAGAGUUCAUUCAAAAAUAAACUUGUACAUUGUAACUUU